Molecule: messenger RNA, 831 nt
Organism: Osmia bicornis bicornis
Lineage: Eukaryota; Metazoa; Arthropoda; Insecta; Hymenoptera; Megachilidae
Exons: 1
Coding region: 1-831 (276 amino acids)
Molecular function (GO): nucleic acid binding
Source: RefSeq, a predicted model, not a curated record
AUGAGCUUGUAUGAGCCGGCGUUUGUUCUCAUAACGGCUCAACGACCGGUUCAACAGACAGAGCAACCAAACAAGACGCCAGCUCAAUCUAAGCUACCUGACAUCGCACUGCCUAAAUUCAAUGGCAGCUAUACAGACUGGCCGUCUUGUGCAAGUUCACAGGAGCACCGACAGAUCGCAUCGAUUCUGUCAGCUGACAGCACUCAAUGGAUGUUCAACCCACCAGCUGCUCCUCACAUGGGAGGAAAAUGGGAAGCUGUGGUGAAAUCAAUCAAGUACCAUCUCAGGAGAACAAUUGGUGAGCUCUUACUAACAUUCGAAGAGUUUUCCACUCUCCUCACACAGAUCGAAGCGGUGCUCAACUCAAGACCAUUGGAGCUGCUCAGUGACGAUCUCGACGACAUCUCUGCGCUCACCCCAGGACACUUCCUCAUCGGUUCAGCGCUCAACACGAUACCAGAACCAUCACUGCUCGACGUCUCACCAGGUAGAUUGUCGAAAUGGCAACUGAUCCAGCAGAGGGUUCAACACUUCUGGUCUCAGUGGAGUCUCUACCUGCAGAGACUUCAAUCAAUCUCAAAGUGGCAUCAUCCAUCGAACGACAUCAAGACAGGCUCGUUGGUACUGCUCACGAACGAGCAUCUUCCACCAAGCAAGUGGCCACUCGCAAGAGUGACCGAAGUUUACCCCGGCAAGGAUGCCCUCACCAGGGUUGCAACCUUGAAGACUGCAACCACGACUCUCGUCCGACCGAUCACCAAGCUUGUCAUCCUGCCUGUUCACCAUCAAGCUGAGCUCACCUCUGCAGAAACAUCAUCAACGAGUUGCUGA